GUUGUCUUUGACAUGUAGAAGAAGGAGGGGAAGAGAAAGAAAGUUAUGGCUGAAAGAGAAAUAACAGAGAAAGCAGUGGGCAGGCUCAUUCCUGAAGAGAAAGCAACCUAAGUUAAUCUUCCUUGGAUAUAAAUAAUUGCUUUAACUCUGUGGAAAAGUAGCGACUUUUGGUAGUAAAGGAGGGAAAGAAAACAAGCUUGGUUUUGCCAAAAACAUUUCAGACUGUCUUGUCAGAAUGGAUUCUGAUUGGCUGGGAGUAGACCCAGUAGUGGGAUGGCCCAAUACACUUCCCAACCUCUGGGUUUCUGUUUAACCAAACUCCAUUCCCCUUGGAUUUUGUUUUGAGCCUACGAGUUGCAACCUACAUUUUACCCUCUCUCUAACCCAAUAGCCUUGGCAGUGAGAAAUGUAUGUACCUAGUUCACGUUCAAUCCGGAGUAGGCAGGAAUGGCACGGAAAAGUCCAUAGACUGUGAUAAGAUACUGCUGGAAGCCUCGCCAGUUGCACUGAGAGAGAGAACGAGAGACAGAGAGUGAGAAAGAGUGGGUGCUACACACACACACACACACACACUGAUAAGAGGAGUUGCCUAGACCACUAUGUUGGAGUGUGGAUCACUUGGUGGCUGACCUGGUCCUCAAGAGACUAGAUCCACUUCUGGACAUUGCAUUAUCACUGCCAUCUUUCUCCAGUUGUCAGCCAUGCUUUCCUUCGCCGCCCUCACCCUCCGUCUAGGGUCCACAGGAUGCAGAGGAGGCAGGCGCAACCUGGCGACAAUUGUCUCGGGCAACAAGACGUCUCAGCUGGUGAGAGAAAGGUUGAAAGAGGACUUGGACCAGAUGAGGGGCCAGUUCCCUGGCUUCCGGCCAGGUCUGGUAGUGUUGCAGGUGGGUGACAGAGACGAUUCUAACCUCUACAUUAGCAUGAAGCUAAAAGCCGCAGCUGAGAUUGGAAUCAAUGCCAGCCAUGUCAGACUGCCAAAGACUGCAACAGAGGAUGAGGUCCUCCGUAGAAUUGUAGAGGUCAAUGAGAACCUGGAGGUCCACGGCCUCAUUGUCCAGCUGCCACUGGACUCUAUCAACCCCAUGGACACAGAGAAGGUGACUAAUGCCGUGGCCCCAGAAAAGGAUGUGGAUGGGCUGACCAGUAUCAACGCGGGGAAGCUCUCUCGGGGGGAUCUGGGGGACUGUUUCAUCCCCUGUACUCCUAAAGGCUGCAUGAAGCUCAUUAGUCAGACAGGCACGUCAGUGGCAGGGAAGAACGCUGUGGUGAUUGGCCGUAGCAAGAUUGUGGGAGCGCCCAUGCAUGACCUGCUUCUAUGGAGCCAUGCCACCGUGACCACCUGUCAUUCCAAAACAACUGACCUGGCUGCACAAGUGGGAAGGGCAGACAUAUUGGUGGUGGGUGCAGGCAAGGCGGAGAUGGUGAAAGGCGAGUGGUUGAAGGAGGGUGCUGUGGUUAUCGACUGUGGCAUCAACCACAUCCCAGAUGACAGCAAAGCCAACGGGAUGCGAGUGGUGGGGGAUGUGCAUUACCCCUCUGCCAAGGAGAAGGCUGGGUUUAUUACCCCUGUGCCCGGGGGAGUGGGACCAAUGACCGUUGCUAUGCUCAUGGAGAACACUGUCCAGAGUGCAAAGCGCUUUCUCAAGACGUACCAGCCAGGAAAGUGGAACAUUUCCUACGCCAAGCUAAAGCCACAGAAACCUCAACCCAGUGACGUCGCCAUCGCACACUCCUUCACGCCAAAGACAAUUGGCCGUCUGGCCCGGGAGGUUGGCCUCUUCUCAGAGGAGGUGGAGCCUUACGGGACGACCCGAGCCAAAGUUCGUCUGGAGGCCUUGAACCGCCUCAAGACACAGCCUAAUGGGAAAUAUUUGGUGGUCACAGGGAUCACACCCACACCACUGGGUGAGGGAACGACAACCACCACCCUGGGGUUGGCACAGGCCCUAGGGGCACACCUUCAUGUCAACAGUUUUGCCUGUGUGCGCCAACCCAGCCGGGGCUCAAACUUUGGGGUCAAAGGUGGUGCUGUUGGAGGUGGUUAUUGCCAAGUCAUUCCUAUGGAAGAGGUCAGUCUCCACCUCACCAGUGAUAUACAAGCUGUUAUGGCAGCCAGUAGCCUGGUGGUGGACACUAUCAAUGCACGUGUGUUAUGCGAGUCAACACAGUCAGAUAAGGCUCUCUUUGAUUGGCUGGUGCCACUGAGGGACGGUCACAGGAAGUUCUCCCUGUCCCAACUCAAUAGGUUGAAGAGACUGGGUAUAGAGAAACCAGAAACCCUGAAACCAGAGGAGAUAUACCGAUUCAUCCGUUUGGACAUUGAUCCAGAGACCAAGACGCUGAGUGGAUAUGUGGCCAGUGAGAUGAUGGCGGUGUUGGCCCUCAGUACCAGUCUGGGAGACAUGACGCGCCGCUUGGCCAGGGUGGUGGUGGCCUACAGCCGCAAGGGGAAGCCUGUCACAACAGAGGACCUGGGUAUUAGUGGAGUGCUGGCCACAUUGAUGAGAGAUGCUGUGAAGCCCAGUCUAAUGCAGACCAUGGAGGGGACACCUGUGUUUGUUCACACCUGUCCAUUGUCAGAUAUUGCCCAGGGCAACUCGUCCAUCCUGGCUGACCAGAUCGCCUUAAAGCUGGUGGGCCCAGAGGGGUUUGUGGUCACCGAGGCAGAAGGAGGUGCUGAAUUAGGCAUGGAGAAGUUCUUCGACAUCAAGUGUCGCUCUUCGGGCCUGCAUCCUGACGUGGUGGUGAUGGUGGCUUCAGUUCCUGCCCUGAAGAUGCAUGGGGGUGGACCUGCGGUCACGGCAGGUUCAGCCAUGCCGAAGGAGUACUCAGCGGAGAACCUGACGUUACUGGAAAAUGGCUGCAACCACUUGAAGAGGCAGCUGGAGAAUGCCCGGGCUUUUGGCUUACCUGUCGUUGUAGCCAUCAACACCUUCAGCACCGACACUGAUGCAGAGUUGGGCCUAGUCUGUGAGCAGGCUAAACUGGCGGGGGCCUUGGAGGCGGUGCCAUGCUCACACUGGGCUGAAGGGGGUGCCGGAGCGGUGGCGUUGGGUCAGGCGGUACAGAGGGCAGCUGAGACACCACACCAGAUGAACUUCCUGUAUGACCUGGAGAUGCCCAUUGACGACAAAAUCAGAGUAAUAGCAAAGUCAAUGUAUGGAGCGGAUGAUGUGGAGCUCCUUCCUCAGGCCCAAAAGAAGGUGGCGCUGUUCUCAAAACAAGGCUUGGGCAACCUGCCCAUAUGCAUGGCAAAGACCCACCUGUCACUGUCCCACGACCCAGAGAGGAAAGGGGUGCCCACCGGCUUUACCUUGCCCAUCAGGGACAUCCAUGCCAAUUUGGGUGCUGGUUUUCUCUACCCCUUGGUUGGCACGACGAGUGUACCACCCCAAUCUCCAGCCUUCUCCUGUUUCCAUGACAACGACUUCAGCACUGAGAGCAAAUAGUCCCUGCCUCCUCUCGGUGUGUAACUCAUUCUCUCUCUCUCUCUCUCUCUCUCUCUCUCACCAACACUAUCUCUACCCUCUGUCUCUCUGUGUUGGUUCCCUGCUGCACCUGUUUGUCAGUGUGUAACUCAUUCUCUCUCUCUCUCUCUCUCCCUCUUCCACUCUUUCUCUCACCAACACUAUCUCUACCCUCUGUCUCUCUGUGUUGGUUCCCUGCUGCACCUGUUUGUCAGUGUGUAACUCAUUCUCUCUCUCUCUCUCUCUCCCUCUUCCACUCUUUCUCUCACCAACACUAUCUCUACCCUCUGUCUCUCUGUGUUGGUUCCCUGCUGCACCUGUUUGUCAGUGUGUAACUCAUUCUCUCUCUCUCUCUCUCUCCCUCUUCCACUCUUUCUCUCACCAACACUAUCUCUACCCUCUGUCUCUCUGUGUUGGUUCCCUGCUGCACCUGUUUGUCAGUGUGUAACUCAUUCUCUCUCUCUCUCUCUCUCCCUCUUCCACUCUUUCUCUCACCAACACUAUCUCUACCCUCUGUCUCUCUGUGUUGGUUCCCUGCUGCACCUGUUUGUCAGUGUGUAACUCAUUCUCUCUCUCUCUCUCUCUCCCUCUUCCACUCUUUCUCUCACCAACACUAUCUCUACCCUCUGUCUCUCUGUGUUGGUUCCCUGCUGCACCUGUUUGUCAGUGUGUAACUCAUUCUCUCUCUCUCUCUCUCCCUCUCUCUCCCUCUUCCACUCUUUCUCUCACCAACACUAUCUCUACCCUCUGUCUCUCUGUGUUGGUUCCCUGCUGCACCUGUUUGUCAGUGUGUAACUCAUUCUCUCUCUCUCUCCCUCUCUCUCCCUCUUCCACUCUUUCUCUCACCAACACUAUCUCUACCCUCUGUCUCUCUGUGUUGGUUCCCUGCUGCACCUGUUUGUCAGUGUGUAACUCAUUCUCUCUCUCUCUCUCUCUCCCUCUUCCACUCUUUCUCUCACCAACACUAUCUUUCUCUCUCUACCCUCUGUCUCUCCUCCCCACUCUACACUCUUAGGAAAAAGGGUUCCAAAAGGAUUAUCUUGCUAUCCCCAUAGGAUAACCAUGUUUUGUUCUAUGUACAACCUUCGGGAUCCAUGAACCGAAAGGGGUUUAACCUGCAACUAAAAAUAAUAAUUCAAAGGGUUAUCCUAUGGUGACAGCCAAAUAACCCUUUUAGGUUCUAGAAAGCACCUUUUUUCUAAGAGUGUACCCCAUUCCUUUUUUCCACUACACUUCUCUCCCUCCCCUGCGUUUCUCUCCCAUCCCUUCCUCUCUUGCCUGUCUCUUUAGCCUCUCUUUUCUCUCUCUCCUCCAUCUCCUCUUUUCCAUCCGUCAUUCUCCCACCCUCCUUUUCUUUCUUUGUGCUUUUCUAAAAGAGUUGGACAUCAUUAAUCUCAAGAGGAGUGAAGACCUCUGUCCCCUCCAACUACUGUCAGCAACAGUCAACCACAGUGCAACAGGAAACCAAGUGAUCAAACCAUUGAGAACUACAAUAGAACCAAACCAAUGUUCUUCAACCCUGGUCCUGGGGAACCCACAUGGUGUGCAGGCAUCAGGCGUGUUUGGUAGUGCUGGGCUGGAACAAAAGCCUACUCACGCUGUGGUUUAAGAACACUGCCUCUACACACAGUACCAUUUUCAACCACACACUCAGUAAAUCAGCUAGCUACCAUUCUUUGUAGAUAUACUGUAACAACCCCUUUCAUUAAAUCUGGACCAAACAAGGAGAAAAAAUGAAGAAUAAAGACAUGAGAAGGAAAAAGGCAAUAUGCUCCAUCUCACACCUGUUCUUCUGCUGUCCACUCCCUAAUGGACCAUGUUCAUUGGACUGUUCUCUUUCCCUUAAUUAAAUUCAACUUAAGGGCUUUAUUGGCAUGGGAAACAUAUGUUAACAUUGCCAAAGCAAGUGAAGUAGAUAAUAAACAAAAGUGAAUUUAACACAAAUUAAUAGUAAACAUUACACUCACAGAAGUUCCAAAAGAUUAAAGACAUGUCAAAUGUCAUGUGUUGUAAUGAUGUGCAAAUAGUCAAAGUACAAAAGGGAAAGUAAAUAAACAUAUAAAUAGGUUGUAUUUACAAUGGUGUUUGUUCUUCACUGGUUGACCUUUUCUUGUGGCAACAAGGUCACAGAUCUUGCUGCUGUGAUGGCACACUGUGAUAUUUCACCCAAUAGAUUAUCAAAAUUGGAUUUGUUUUCUAAUUCUUUGUGGAUCUGUGUAAUCUGAGGGAAAUAUGUGUCUCUAAUUUGGUCAUACAUUUGGCCGGAUGUUAGGAAGUGCAGCUCAGUAGCCACCUUAUUUUGUUGGCACACAGCCUGUCUUCUCUUGAGAGCCAAGUCUGCCUACGGCUGCCUUUCUCAAUAGCAAGGCUAUGCUAACUGAUUCUUUCCAAUGUGUCAAGUAAUUAUCUUUUUGUUUUCUCAUUAUUUGGAUGGGUCUAAUUGUGGGGCUCUUUGGGGUGUGGGGGUUAAUUUUUGUAUUAUCAAAUGAGGAGAGAAAAACUUAUCACACAAAUCAGAGUUAUACUUAAACUGAAUCUUUAUUAGUGAGAACUCUUAUGGCUGGUCGACAAAACAACCUUGUUGAGAGCCCCAAGACAAAGGAUACAAAUAUAUUUCAUAGCCAAGAUACACCCCUUUAGUCUACAUGAGAAACAACAGACCUGUGGAAUGGGUCACAAGGUGAGACUUGAUAAAUGAGAAAGGAAUAUUACCGAGCCAGCAUCUGCUAUGAAGACUGUCCUUAUUGUACGAAAUUUGGUCCCCAAAACAUUCUAUGGCAUAAGUCAUUUGACAACUCCAGAAACCCCCUUCUCAAGUAAAUCCCCUCCUUAAACCACUCAAGUGUUGCUUUAGCAGUAUGCUUAGGGUUAUUGUCCUGCUGGAAGGUGAACCUCCGUCUCAGUCUCAAAUCUCUGGAAGACUGAAACAGGUUUCCCUCAAGAAUUUCCCUGUAUUUAGCGCCAUCCAUAAUUCCUUCAAUUCUGACUAGUUUCCCAGUUCCUGCCGAUGAAAAUCCCCACAGCAUGAUGCUGCCAGCAUCAUGCUUCACUGUGGGGAUGUUGGUCUCGGGGUGAUGCGAGAUGUUGGGUUUGCGCCUGACAUAGCACUUUCCUUGAUGGCCAAAAAGCAAUUUUUUUUGUUUCAUCUGACCAGA
Oncorhynchus kisutch (coho salmon) is the source of this 6625-nucleotide messenger RNA. RefSeq names its product C-1-tetrahydrofolate synthase, cytoplasmic. The transcript has 28 exons. The record is from RefSeq and is a predicted model, not a curated record. Gene Ontology annotation, biological process: tetrahydrofolate interconversion. Lineage: Eukaryota; Metazoa; Chordata; Actinopteri; Salmoniformes; Salmonidae. Gene Ontology annotation, cellular component: cytosol. Bases 702 to 3452 code for a protein of 916 amino acids. Gene Ontology annotation, molecular function: ATP binding; methylenetetrahydrofolate dehydrogenase (NADP+) activity; methenyltetrahydrofolate cyclohydrolase activity.